AGCUCGUACAAAUCGGACUGAGAGCAAAAGAUCACUUCAACAAUGGGAUGCGAAUGUUGCGGCCCAUCGGCAUCUACCACCGAGCCUCAUGUUUUGCCAAUUUCUCAAAGUAGGGAGAUGAGCAGUUGCCAGGACACUUGCUGCGAUAGCGACGGCGCUGAGCCUCUCAACACCACGGCGCCGGGUCAGGGAGAACCCACCCUGGAGAACCUAGAUGAUGGCUGCCCCGCGGGUGAGCUCAUGGACAAUGAACUCAAUGAUACGAACACGCCUGACUGUUGCCGUGGCAAAGCCGACCCAUGCUGCGACACGUCUUGCCUUGACCGCUUAGCUUUGCGGGAAUGCGAGAUGAGUGCCGGGGCAGUCCACGACACCAACAGUCAACCAACCACUUGCGGUAGAGCUGCCGACCCCAAGGCAUGCAGCCAGCAUAGUCUCUCUGUCCUCGACCGCUAUGGCGCUACUCUACAAGCUCUGGGAUGUAUCUGCCGCACGAUCAUCGCUCUUGGCCAGGAAAGUUGCUGUGAAUUGCGCGAGCGCUAUUCCCUGGAUGGGAAUCAGUGCUCCAAAAAGUCAUCUGUUCACUCCCUUCGCAGUUCACUGGAUUCCUACAUUAGUAACGACUCCGUCACUAAGGACCGGGCGGCUCAGAAGCGUCUUCGCCUGCGAAGGGACGCUGUUAAAAGCGCCAGGUCUAUCAAGAAGCCGUCCGCGGAUUCUCAUGUUGUCUCUUCUUGUUCGAAGGACAAGCCCAUUAAAGAGCCGCCCUUCAAAAGUAAGUGCUCGAAGCUGUGCUGUUCUGGAGGCAAACUUGGCAAGGAACCUCGGCCGAAGAUGCUCCUCUUCUUACCGCUCUGAAGACCCGCCCGCUACAUCUCCAUCCGACGAGGACAACUUUGCCAAAUGUUGCUACUCCGGAAAGUCCGAGAAGCAGCCUGCUGCCCAGACUGGGAGCCUUGAUUCUCGCUGCUCGGAGACUUCCCAUGUCAGAGAAUCGCCUUUCAAGGCCGGCUGUCUCGGAUCUUGUUGCCCCAGAGAACAGAGUGUCAAAGACGCCAAGAGCACUUAUGGGGAUUCGUGCUGUUCAAAGGUCAACCCCGUUGUUGAGCCCCCUACUGGUGGGUCUGCUGGAUCUUGUUGCAGAGCAGCUAAGAAUCCGAUCAUCCAAAAGCCGCCCAAAGGUGCCUUCUCUGGCUCUUGCUGCAAUUCACCGACGCAUGGUAUCGUGAAGACUCCAAAGAUCAACUCCGCGGACUCUUGCUGUGCGGAAGGAC
Molecule: messenger RNA, 1274 nt
Organism: Aspergillus calidoustus
Lineage: Eukaryota; Fungi; Ascomycota; Eurotiomycetes; Eurotiales; Aspergillaceae
Source: the annotation of a GenBank genome assembly